This is a messenger RNA of Schizophyllum commune H4-8, 1770 nucleotides long. RefSeq lists its product as uncharacterized. The coding region runs from base 406 to 1434 and encodes 342 amino acids. The record is from RefSeq and is a predicted model, not a curated record. Lineage: Eukaryota; Fungi; Basidiomycota; Agaricomycetes; Agaricales; Schizophyllaceae. The transcript has 7 exons.
AAAGCGACCUCCUCCCACGCAGGUAAGGCUGCCCGCCCUCGCGCUCUCGACUCACCGUCCCCUCCUCUCUCUCCCUCGGGCGCCGAUCUCUCGACCAACCGCCGGUAAAUGGCAUUGGCAAGGUCACGCGCGCGCGGCUGCAUUUUCACUGGAUAUUCUCCCGCCCCUGGAGGCAUAAGACACGGUCAAAUUUGGCGCCCGGGCUGCGAGGGGCAGCUCCUUCCCGAUCAAUUUGUAGGCGGCUUGCCCCAGACCGGAGGCGCGUCGCAACGAUAGCGUAUAUAAGGGCGCCGAUGACCUGAGGGGCGCCUUUUCACUGCCCUGCCUCGGAUUCUGCGCUCGCAAACGACCUCCCCCCUCCCCUGACCUGUACAUAGCGCCCGCGCCCAGCGCGCGCCGGCCAUCAUGGCGCCGCUGAGGGAAGUGGACUCGAUCUUCAUUAGCGCGUUCCUCUCGACGUUUUUCUAUGGAGCGUAUCUCGCAGUUGCGUACGAGUGCUCGCGCGUGCUCUGGAGGCGGAGGAAACGACAUCGGCGAACGCACAUAUAUCUCAUUGGAACUCACGUCGCGCUAUUCAUCUUCACUAGUAUGCGCUGUAUCAUAGUCAUGUAUCGCACGCUCUUCGCCCUGCGCUUCAACCAGAAGCCUGACGGAACCAUCGACCGCGGACCCAUCAACGGUAAACUCGCGAUGACAUCCAAUGCCUGCUGGGUGCUUUCCAUCCUCAUCUCAGACGCCUUUAUUGUAUACCGUGUUUCCGUCGUCUGGCGAAUGCGCUGGCUAGCAAUCAUUGGACCGUUCAUCGCCUGGUUGACAAAUAUAGCAUUCGGCAUCUACUUCAUGACGGCGCUCACGAAGUACGGGUCAGUGGAGACAAGCAACAUAUUUGCUGGUCCGUUGACCUCGUCCAACGUGAUGUUCUGCGUUUGUACACUGGUGAUCAACCUCAUGUCGACCUUGCUCAUCGCCGGUCGCAUUUGGUGGGUACGGCGCUCGGUGCAAUACCUCAACGGCGACGCCCGAGACGCUGUCAACAGUCUGGUAACUGUCCUCCUCGAGUCCGCCGCCUUCUACACCGCGGUCCUCAUCAUGCACAUCGUCUUCCUCUCCAUCAACUCCAUCCUCAACUUCAUCUGCAUUGACAUCGAGACGCCGGUUAUUGGGAUCGUCUUCUCCUUCAUCAUCAUCCGCGUCUCCGAGGGCACCGCGCACGGCAACACCAGCGACGGCGAGCCCACCAGCGCAGGCACCUCCGGCCCACGCAGCGGCACCCGCACGCGCUGGACGUCCGGCAACCGCAACCACGACAUCGACACGACCGGCACGAUUGACGUCGCCAUCCGGCUCGAGACCGUCACGCACCGCGACGGGGAGGAAUUCGUUGAGGACUCGCAUUCGACAGGGAAGGGCAAGCAGGGGACGGAUUCAUGGUGACACCAGGACUAGGGACUUCAACUGGGCAUGUGGGCUUCGACGCGCCCGGGAUUUGACUCGCACACGCUCUGUACUAUUCCACGCAAGCGUCGCAGGACGCCGGGCACAAGGGCUAUUGGGAAUUUUGUUGUCGCAUCUACAUUCAGUACGUUAUUGGGGCUCACCCUUUGCACGACCUCGCGCUCCUUGUAGUAUACAUUCGUUGGUACAUGCAUCACUGUGAAAUCUGCAUUGGUGUCCAUAGUUUGUAUACCCAGCAUCACGCGCUUUCACGACAUACGAGUGGGAUGUAUGGACAUGACGGUGUUCAGUUGAAGGUUGCCUACGAGAAGGCGC